ACUUUCACCUUCGACCGCGCGGCUGAUGAAACAGCACCGGUGGAGGGGGGGCGAGGGGCCAGGCAGUGUAAACAUUGGCAGGGACGCUAGCCGGGUUUAAAUACUUGCGGGCCUCGGCGGGUGUCGUGUAGUCGUGUGCCGUGGCCGAGUGCAGACAUGUGGAACCAAGUGACUCUGAUGGCCGCGGUGACCGUCCUGCUGCCAGGGAUAUCUCCUCACAACUUGUCGGACGUGCCGUGCGGGCGACGGUGGCGCCGCAGCGGGCGCAUCGUGGGCGGCGAGGCGACCAACCCGGGCGAGUUCCCCUGGCUCGUGUCCAUCACGAGGCGCGGCGGCCACUUCUGCGGCGGCACGCUGCUCCACAAGCGCUGGGUCAUGACGGCCGCGCACUGCAUGUGCAGCGGGCCGGUGCACCUGCCGGCGGAGCACAUCCGCGUCACGGUGGGCGAGCACGACCUGACGAGCGCAGAGGAGCCCGCCGCCCACGAGGUGCGCGUCAGCCGACUGCUGCUGCACCCCGACUACAAGUGCGCGCGCUUCGCCAACGACAUUGCGCUGCUCGAGCUCAGCUCGGAGGUGACGUGGUCGGAGGCCGUGUGGCCCGCGUGCCUGCCCACGGGCUUCAGCAGCUACUCCAACACGGAGGCGACGGCGGCGGGCUGGGGCUGGCUGCAGGAGUCCUCGUCCAAGGGCGGCCGCGCCGACGUGCUGCAGAAGGUGAAGCUGCAGGUGGUGCCCAACGAGGAGUGCCGCGACUGGUACCGCUCCCAGGGCAAGAAGAUCAAGAUCAGCGACUCGCAGAUGUGCGCCGGCUACGAGUCGGGCGGCCGCGACUCCUGCUGGGCCGACAGCGGCGGUCCCCUCAUGAUCGGCGAGGGCGACCAGACGAUGGUGGUGGGCAUCGUCUCGACCGGGAUCGGCUGCGCCCGGCCCCGCCUGCCCGGGCUCUACACCCGCAUAUCCGAGUACAUGGUCUGGAUCGAGGGGCACGUGCGGUGACCGUCACUGUCCACUUGCGCGUGCCGCUGUGUGUGCCUCUUGAGGGCUCCAUCCGGCGAGGGAAACUCGCGUCUUGCCUCUCCCAUGCACAAUCUUCCCAAGUACAACCCUUUGAACCAGCGAAAUUUGCUCUGGGUUAUCAAACUCAAAAAAAAAAAAAAAAAAAAAACUUCUUGCACCCUGACGUUUUCAAGGUAUUCAAUAACAACAUAACCUUAAGCAACCAAGAAUGGUUGCUCGCGAGAGUUCAACUGAAACAGCAGAAGAGACGGGAAUGUCGGAAGUUUGUGAAAGUUGUGGUCAACAACAAGUUUUGCUCUGCGGGACUUAAAAGAAAAAAUAACCUGCGCUAGAGAAAUACGUGGCAGUCUUGUUUACUUCUCUGUUAUGCAAGCAUUUCUUAUGAGAAUUGUUGUGCAUUAGAAAACACUGAUCAUAGCAUUUUCAGACUCGGACCUAACUGUCGAUAACAUUUACAUUUUCUAUUCGUUUAACUCUUUUUUAGCACUAUCUCACAGCCACCAUAUGUCCGCAAGAAAAAAAAAAAAUUACAAAUUUUAUGAAUAUGUACACAAAAA
Molecule: messenger RNA, 1577 nt
Organism: Bacillus rossius redtenbacheri
Lineage: Eukaryota; Metazoa; Arthropoda; Insecta; Phasmatodea; Bacillidae
Product: plasminogen
Exons: 5
Coding region: 157-999 (280 amino acids)
Biological process (GO): proteolysis
Molecular function (GO): serine-type endopeptidase activity
Source: RefSeq, a predicted model, not a curated record